Drosophila willistoni is the source of this 917-nucleotide messenger RNA. RefSeq names its product vitellin-degrading protease-like. The record is from RefSeq and is a predicted model, not a curated record. The coding region runs from base 11 to 772 and encodes 253 amino acids. Gene Ontology annotation, biological process: proteolysis. The transcript has a single exon. Lineage: Eukaryota; Metazoa; Arthropoda; Insecta; Diptera; Drosophilidae. Gene Ontology annotation, molecular function: serine-type endopeptidase activity.
AAUUUUCACCAUGUUAUCAAUUAAGAGUCUUGUUCCUGUUCUUGGCCUGCUACUUGUCCUGUCUGGCCAUGGCUUCUAUUUCGCUGAUGCCAUCAUUGGCGGACAAUUCGCUCGUCCAGCACAAUUUCCCUAUCAGGGUUCCGUAGUUGUCGAUGGCGUUAAUCAAUGCGGAUGUUCUGUAAUUUCAAGGACAACGGUUCUCACCGGUGCCCACUGUGUUGCGGGAGCCACUAACAACAGGGUGAAGGUUGUUCUCGGCACCAGCGACUUUAAUGAAGGCGAUGGACAAACCUUCGGGGUUAAAAAAAUUAUCUCUCAUCCAAAUUUUAACUUCAUGUCGAGGGACUAUGAUAUCGCAUUGCUUUGGCUAAGUAGACCAGCUCAAUUCAGUGAUAUUAUAAGAUCAAUAAGUUUGGCUCCUGCUGGUUCAAAUUACCUCGAAAAUGCAACAGCAAUUGUCAGCGGAUUCGGUGAAAUCAAUUCACGUGGGGACAGGGAAAGUCGUUUAAAGUAUGCAAAAAUACAGUUAUGGGGUCGUAGAUAUUGCAAUAGUGCCAAUAUUCCUAGUAUAACGGAUCGCAUGAUAUGCGCAGGUGAUCCGCUUGGGCGGCAAGGCCCAUGUAAAGGAGAUUCCGGUGGCGCAUUAACUUUGGGUGGCAUUCAAAUUGCAGUUGGGUCGUGGAAUUUCGGCUGUGGGGCACCUUAUCGUCCGUCCAUAUUCACAUAUGUGCCAAUUGUUCGUGCUUGGAUAGAUGCAAAUAUUAAUGGCUAAAACAAACAAAAAAAAAUCACAUUGGAGUGCCUUCAGCCUGUUACAUACAUUUUGGCGACUUUAAUAUACCAUUUCACCCUAUGGGUGUAUGGUAUAAUAACAAAGUUAAUAAUAAAAGACACUAUUAGUGACUCAGUCGUUCUUA